Drosophila subpulchrella is the source of this 662-nucleotide messenger RNA. RefSeq lists its product as uncharacterized. The record is from RefSeq and is a predicted model, not a curated record. NCBI's taxonomy places the organism in Eukaryota, Metazoa, Arthropoda, Insecta, Diptera, Drosophilidae. Bases 173 to 571 code for a protein of 132 amino acids. The transcript is spliced from 2 exons.
CAAGUCAAGUUUGUACAUAAUAUAAAAUUUAAGCACUCUUCCGAAUUCCGGGUGUGAUCGCCAGAUUGUAGUAUCGAAAUUCCCCGUGUCCCUGCGCCUCCACCACGUCCUCGUCCCCUCCAUUGUAGUUCACCUUCAUCCACCACCAACAUUUCGCAGUCCCAAAGUCAAGAUGUCCGCCAUCCUGCUGUACGGAAUUUGCCUGGGUCUAUCCAUUCUGUUGCUGCUCGUGGGCGCUGCCCUGGGACCUCUAAAACGGCUAGUCCUGACCAGGAGAGGUCACAACCAGUUGUCAUUGGUGCCGGCGCCUCAGCGUGGCAGACAGAGAGAACCCUACGAUCCCUUGGAGCAAUCAUCGUGGCACAAAUCAAUCCGCGAGCACAUCCGCCACUUGGCCCGCUACGUCCAUGUGCCACCGGAUCUGGAGGAAGCCGGGAUGCCCGAGGAGCUCCAUCGCCACAUGCAGGUUCUGGCCAUGCUGCAGGAUCUAUUCAGGGCGGGAAAUUUGCAAAGGACCUCCGUUUCCGUUUCCGCCUCCGCGCCGGAUCUUGAUCUUAACCAGAAUCGCUGAGAGGUAAUAAUAGGAAUAGUGGGAGAAAAAAAGCAGCUGCCAUUUCGGGUUCCAUUAUAGUCCAUGAUCCCCAAAUAAAUUCGAUGCUUAA